AUGCGGGCGCGUGGGGUCUACGCGUCCUUGUUCGUCGUCGAUAUUUCCCUGUCCUGUUGUGUCCAGCCCUGCUUCGUCCAGCCAACCCAGUCAAAUCAUUGGACUGAAUUGAAGAUUGAAGCUCUUCUCCUCAUUUUAGCUGCUCUACAGGAUCACAGAGUCGCUGCUGAUGAAAGACAGAUAUUUCCACUGGAUAUGUCUCUGAAUUCAGUUAAUGAUCUUUAUUAUGGGUGCAGAAGUGAAAUGUUUAAAAAAGUGGUGCAAACCUAUCUGAAGAAAGAGCUCAAUCAUUCAGCUGAUUUUAAAAAAGCAUGGGAAUUAGGAAAGAAGAAUGUUACCACUAAUUGGAGAAGUGUGCUAAAAAAAGACCAUAAAGUCGCCAUGUUUGAGUACAUUACUACAUACACUGAUCCACAAACUAAAGUAUAUGUUAAACUCAAUAACGCCUCUCGAAACGGCAAACAAAACUACAAACAUGGUAAAUACAACUGGUAUUCACUGAAUUUUCUGUUAACAGAUGCGAUCCGUAUUCUGAGGAAAAGACAGAACACAUGCUAUUAUACUUUUCGUGGUACAAAUAUUGAGUUUGAAGGUCAGGCUUUUACAAGCGUUCGUUUUGGCUCUUUUACAUCCUCCUCUAAGUAUCGUGGCAGAGCAGAGGGGUUUGGAAAGGUGUCUUUUUUUGAGAUUGAAACUUGUGAAGGUGCUUAUAUUCGUAAUUAUUCUAGGACUCCUUAUGAAGAAGAGGUGCUAAUUCCUCCAUGUGAGGUGUUUAAUAUCACUCAAAUCAAGCGAAAUGAUCACCGGUUUAAAACGGUGUAUGUGUUGAACAGCACUGGAAUAAUGAGUGACCUGAACUGUGCUCUAUUCAGGACGUCUUAA
Messenger RNA from Danio aesculapii, 882 nucleotides. RefSeq names its product NAD(P)(+)--arginine ADP-ribosyltransferase 2-like. The coding region runs from base 1 to 882 and encodes 293 amino acids. Gene Ontology annotation, molecular function: NAD+-protein-arginine ADP-ribosyltransferase activity; NAD+ poly-ADP-ribosyltransferase activity. The transcript is spliced from 5 exons. The record is from RefSeq and is a predicted model, not a curated record. Lineage: Eukaryota; Metazoa; Chordata; Actinopteri; Cypriniformes; Danionidae.